Rotaria sp. Silwood1 is the source of this 528-nucleotide messenger RNA. NCBI's taxonomy places the organism in Eukaryota, Metazoa, Rotifera, Eurotatoria, Philodinida, Philodinidae. The record is from the annotation of a GenBank genome assembly.
AUGCUUUACGAACAUUAUUACCUUUUUUUAUUAAUUAAUAGUCAUGCAUUUACAAUCAUAGGAAUUAAAUUAUUAGAAGAUUCUAUUCAACAUACUACAAGUUCCUGUACUCUUGCUAAAUUUGCGCUAGCUCAACUUAUAGAUGAUAUUGAUUUUCGAAUAUUAACUUAUCUUGAACAACAAUUAAAGCAACAGUACCCUGAUAUACGUGUUCGUCAAGCAACUGCUUCGACUUUUGCUAAUCUUAAAAAAUAUAUUAAUACAAAUGAAAGUAAUUUACAAGCUGCUGUACUCGAUUUACAUGUUCAAUUACUUUUAAUUCGUCAUUUUAUUUAUUGUAUUGCUGAAUUUCUUGUUAUGUUAUCACAUGAUACACUUCAUUCAAAACGAGUUGCUAAAAUACAAGAUUUAAUAAAACAUAAUGAUUCAUUAUUAGCAAGUGGACAGGAACCUGAAACACAUGCUUUAGCAGCAUUAGAACCAGUUUUAUAUGAUUUUUUUUCUUGUUCGAGUUAUGCGAAUAAUUAA